Ostrinia furnacalis (Asian corn borer) is the source of this 1818-nucleotide messenger RNA. RefSeq names its product Glucose-6-Phosphatase (gene G6P). Lineage: Eukaryota; Metazoa; Arthropoda; Insecta; Lepidoptera; Crambidae. The record is from RefSeq and is a predicted model, not a curated record. Gene Ontology annotation, molecular function: glucose-6-phosphatase activity. Gene Ontology annotation, cellular component: membrane. The transcript has 7 exons. Bases 125 to 1219 code for a protein of 364 amino acids. Gene Ontology annotation, biological process: gluconeogenesis; glucose 6-phosphate metabolic process.
UGACACUGACAGUUUGUUAUCAGCAAAAUUUGUUAUGGUUUUUCGAAGCAAAAUUACCGUGUUUUAUUAAUGAUUUGUUAAUUAAAAUGAUUGUGUAAGUCGUUAUCAUCCCACUCGGCGCACGAUGGACCGGCUGUACGCACUCGGGGUGUCUUGUAUAGAGUUUCUGCAGGAUUGGUUUGCGGACUCAGAAAACUACUUCGAGUGGGUGAACGACCUGUCCAACCCGCACUAUGUCAUGGAAUACCUGUUUCCGUUCGUGUCCACGCUGGAUUCAGUGUUUGCAGCGCAGUUACUGCUCUGUAUGUCCUUUGGGGGUUGGUUGAACUCUGUUAUGAAGUGGUGGUUGCUAGAAGACCGCCCCUACUGGUGGGUCCGUGAGACCUCAUUCUACGAAGGCGCCCGUCGCCCGCAACUGAGGCAGUUUCGGCAGACGUGCGAGACCGGCCCUGGUAGCCCGUCAGGCCACAGCACCACAGUCGCAAUGCUGCUACUGCUAGCUAUCAUGUGGAUAUCACAUAUCAUGAACGACAGAAAGUGCUACAUCUGGUGGUGGAAGUACAUAGUGUACCCAGUGUUCGCGUGCGCGCUCGGCUCGGUGAUGCUCGCGCGAAUGUUCGUCGCCACGCACUUCCCGCACCAGACGCUCAUGGGCGCUUUAGUGGGUUCCCUCUUAGCCCCAGCGCUUUGUAUAUACGUAUGCGACCCAUAUGUCUGGGGCUUCGGUCCCCACGGGCGCUCCGACACGCGGCGCGCGGUGGCUUGGCACGUCUUCUCGGCGCUUGUCACGGUGGCCAUUAGUGUGGUCACGUACUUCAGCUUGACAUUAUGCGGCUGGGACCCUCACUGGACUGUCAAACUGGCCUUCCGCUGGUGCGAGAACCCUGAAGACAUCCACGUGUCCACCACUCCUAUGUACGCUCUGGUGCAGGCCACCGCUUCGAUGCUUGGCUGGGCGCUCGCCGUCACGCCCGCUGUCGCUCAGUUCCGUCACUACACCAAAAACCGUUCGCUCAUACUGUCCGGUUUGGCUAUGUACCUACUCUACUGUGGCACAAGACACCUCCAAGAAAACAUAGACAAAAACAGCACCCUAUGGUUCUACUCUAUGCAGUUUUUACUAGCAGCUGUCAGACCGUUUUUGUACCUUCGAGUUGUACCCACAAUAUCUAUGUUACCGUACCCUAGUGUAGGUACAGGUAAGCACAAAAGGGAAUAGGCAAUUUUUAGUAUAAUAGUCCAUUUUUAACUUACUCAAAUAAGGGGUUUUUUGAUUCGGUUGUAUGUUUUAUUUAGCUUAAAAUAACAGACUAAAAUGUCUUUUUAGAUUAAAAAUAUUGCGGCAGUUUUUCAAAAUGUUGCUUUUGUGCUUUUUCACUAUUAAUUUUUAUUGAUAAAGUGUAUUGUAACUUUAUUUUGAUUGUUAUUACAUAUUUAAGGUUCGUUAUUGUAAAUGAUAGCAAUAAUGAUUUUAUACCAGUAGCUUAGUUGUUAUUUCAUUUUAUAGUAUAUGCCAGUCGACGGCAUCUCAAUUUCAAGAAUUUUGAGCCUUUUACGCCUUUAGAAUAAUGCUUAAAAUCAAAUGACAAAAAUUUGGAUGUUACAUUUAUUUAUUGUUGACUGUAUAAAAUAAUUUUAUUAAUAUACUCACGCAAUUUUUUAACGGGUUCUUUGGUACAAAUUCUGUGAUAUUUAUAAUUAUUUUAUGAUUUUUAUGUAAAUAUAGUAUGCAUAUGGCAAUAUAAAUACAAAGAUGUUGACUUCUUACUACUAGACAGGCUGUGCUGAACUGAGAAAGAAAGAAAAAACAUUUAUUCG